Zea mays is the source of this 1472-nucleotide messenger RNA. RefSeq lists its product as uncharacterized. The record is from RefSeq and is marked validated. Bases 251 to 1357 code for a protein of 368 amino acids. Gene Ontology annotation, cellular component: nucleus; SMN complex. Gene Ontology annotation, biological process: spliceosomal snRNP assembly. NCBI's taxonomy places the organism in Eukaryota, Viridiplantae, Streptophyta, Magnoliopsida, Poales, Poaceae. The transcript is spliced from 4 exons.
CCGUCUCCCCGUCGGCGUCGUCGGGGUUGGGUUCAUCACACCGUCCCGUUUCCUAUGCACGCCGUCACGCGCAGAGGCACGAAGCGCCGGUCGUCGAGCAACAAGGCUGUUGGGCCCAGGCACGCAGCCAACGGAGGGGCCACUGCCAUACGGCGUGCAUUCCGCCACCCGUGAAGCCACAUCGUGGUUACUUCCCCCAGCCGCCAAUCAAACCUACCAGUUCCAGCCAGAGCCAGCCUUCCCCUUCGCCAUGGCGGCCUCCGCCGCAGCUCAACGUAGAUCUGCAGGAAGUAGGACGACGUACGAGAGGGCAGAGCUCGAGGCGCUCAGGGACGCCCCGUCGAAGGAGGCUCACGCGCGGCUCUGGGCCGACGUCCGCGCUACCCUUGUCGCCUCCGGGUUCUCCGGUGAGUAUGACGGGCUGCUCGUUGCCGAGGAGGACGUGAGGAGCAGGAGGGGUAAUAGGGGGAUGAAGGCUAUGAGCGUGAGGAAGUGGCCCGAAGAGGCGGCGGCGGCGGCCCGGUUUUUGGGCGUGGCAGAGAUUGGUGCACACAGAAAUGGGGAUCUGGCGGUUUGUCACGAACACCGAUUUGUAUCUGCUCAUGACCAUGCUGGGACGUCUGGAGUGGUUGAAGAGUCGUUUCAUCAAGGUGAAGAUGUUGAAUGUGAAGAUGACAGUGAUGAUGACUAUAACGGAAUUCUGAAGCCUGCAUUUGCUGUGGAUGGAGAUCCAGAUUUUGAGUCUGGUGAGCCACUUGAUGGCUUUGAGUACCUUCGGCGUGUCAGGUGGGAAGCUAACCAAAUUCCUAGAGUCAAGGUGGCCAAGAUAUAUUCAAGUGCAGCUAGAAAUGAGCAAACUCCUUAUAUGCCAGAAAUUCCGGAUAUACCAAAGUGCUUACCUGAUUUGCGUGCGUCAAAACAAUGGGAGGACAGAUUUAUCGUCGACUUUGAGGAAACCAGGAUGGUGCUCUCUGAGCUUGACAAUUCUGAUGAACCAUCUGUAUCUAGUGGGACAAAAAUCUCAACAAAACCUGGCAGCGGGACGGAGCCACAGACUGACCCGACGCUGACAAUGAUUCGCAGCAUGGAUGCAGUGUCAAGAGCUGCGACACUUCGGAACUACAUCGAUAUGAUUCAGAGCUUGGAUGCACUAUCAAGGAACAACUGCAUGUGGCUCUUCGCACUCUGUGUUGCCGUUCACACUCCCCUGGACGCGGAGACAUGUGCCUCACUGAGGUCCUUGCUGCGCAAGUGCGCCAGCAUCCUUGCCACCAAGACUGAGAUGGACGAUGAAGUCGUAAUGCUGAAUAUACUGAUGACAAUUUCGGGAAGGUAUUUUGGACAGGACGAAAGCUGAAAACAGCAAUUGAAAUUGGAGAUCAGGAUAACACCAUUGCAAUGCUGAAUUCUCACCGAUAGUUUGAUGUCAGAAUAUAUUAUAUUUAUUAUUAUAUAUGUGAAAGUUAUGUUUC